Neocloeon triangulifer is the source of this 1547-nucleotide messenger RNA. RefSeq lists its product as uncharacterized. The record is from RefSeq and is a predicted model, not a curated record. NCBI's taxonomy places the organism in Eukaryota, Metazoa, Arthropoda, Insecta, Ephemeroptera, Baetidae. The transcript has 6 exons. Bases 2 to 1216 code for a protein of 404 amino acids.
AAUGUUGACGCGGCCGUUGAUCGUGUUGUGCAUGGCCGCCGUGGCCGCCUGCGUGGUGGUGCAGAAGGACAGCAAGGAGCAGCAACGGUCGGAAGGCACCGAGUCCAGGGUGGCGCAGCUUCAAUUCCCCGAAGAACACGUCCGACAACAACAUCAGGAGCAGUUUCAACAUGUCCUUGUGCCUCAACAACACCAACAUUUGCACCACCAGAUCGCUUCUGGGCAACUGAUUGGGCCCGGUGGAGGCGUCCCCCAUCACGGGGCGGUGGGGCCGCGCCACCCCCACCAAGAGGGGGUUGCCUAUCAGUAUGUACCGGUGCAGUACAUUCCUGUGCCCAUGCCUCACGUGCCCCAACACGAAAAACCGGCCGAGCAAUACCAGGUGCUUCAUCGGCCGCCUCCAGUCAAGGAGCCCCUUGUGCAAGAGCCGCCUCCACCACCCCAAUACGAGACUCAGUUCGUCCCUUCUCAUGGUUCGCGGCCAGGUUACGAGCCACCCGUGAAUCUGAUAGCAGCAGGUAGUCCGCAUGUGCACUUCCCUGAGGAGCCUGACCACCAUCACCGCCACCCUCACGAGGUCGCGCCCCACAGAGGAAACAGGGAGCACAAUCUGAAAAGGGUGCUUGUUCCUCUGGCCGGAAUCGCAUUGCUUGGCGCUGCCGCUGCCCUUGCAACCAACCCUAUCCUGCUGCAGCUUGGCGUUGUUUCAGACGUGUGGCGCUUUGCAGGCAAGCGGCGGCGCAGAGACGUGGCCGCCUUCGAACUGGGAGACUUGGCCGCCUUAGAGGACCUUGGCCCCCGAGCUGAUGAGGCAUCGCCUUUCAAAGAAGCCGCGGUCGGAUCAACCAGACUGAAGGAAAUCGCCGUCCUGCAGAAAUUCCUUCGAGAGCAAGACAAGUUGCCGCAAAGGUCACAGGGCAACGGCGACGCCCUUCUGUCAGCUUUGCUGUCCUGCUCAGGUCUCGCUGACCCCCGAAACCUAGGCUGUCUGCAACGCAUUGCCUGCGAGGCUUACGACCCGGCCACGGAACUGCCCGAACUUGAGAUGCAAGUGCUGAGGAUAGUGGUGCGUGAGAUGGCGAGCCAUCCUGCCAUUCCUAAGGAGCUGAGCAAGAAGGUGCGGCUGGCCGCCGCCACUGGCCGCAAGGGCAAGUGCGAACUGACCUACCGCUGCCCUCAGAAGGCGUGGGACCAAUGUGUCAAUCCAAAGUACUGAAACAAAUCGAUCCAAAAUUCAAAAUAAAGAAUUUCAUAAAAUUCAACUCCUUUCAUAAAGCAAUAUAUGAUAUUAUUUGCUUCGGAUAUGUAUUAUAUGUAAUUAUUAAAAAGGAAACUGUUAUUGUUAUCAUUAAAUCAAAUGUUUUUCUAUUAAAAAAAGCAUAUUUUUUAUACUUUCUUCAGAUGUUCAGAUAAUUAUUCCACACUUCAACGGGCCAUUAAAUUUCUUCAUCUUGAGCUUUGAGCUUGAAGUCAUUAUAUACAUACUGAAAUAAUAAUUUAGUAAAAGCCAAAAGUAGAAAUAUUAUGUGAUAUAACAAUUUGGACAA